UUGCCGAUGGAGAGUCCAGGAAUGUGCUGUUCUAAUGGAAAAGUCAUUUUAGCGGAGCCUGUUAUUCCAUUGUUUCUACAGCAACUUUUUUCUAAUCAAGAUGAAAUCGCUUCAGAAUUUUGUUAUAAAGCGCAACUUUAUAAUUUAGCUUUUACUUUUACUUCAGUAGGUGUUCACAUCGAUCGUAACCUUGCUAAUGCAAGAGAUGAACUCGGCUCCGAACCUCAAUUUCUUCAAAUGUAUAUCUGGGACACACAAAAUAAGAUGCAUCAUCAAACAAACGUCAUUCCCACUUCCAACCUUAAUUUGUCUACUAUGUAUACCUUAAAGACUAUGCUAGACAAUGUUAAUCCGUAUGUUACGAAUUUUUGUCAUAUUUCAAAUUUACCUAUAGAAACUAUUAAGAAUUUAUUAGUACAUAUCUGUACUAAUAUUGCCGGGCUUGACCAAAGAACUUUUAAUAUGCCAACAGCUUCUCAAGUAGCUGCUCUUUGGAUCGAUAGUGACAUAUCUCAUGAUGCUGUUCAACAACGUGAUAUUGUAUUGCAUACUUCAAUAGAUCAAUUGAUACGCAUUGCAGAAUUUAGUAAAUAUUAUGACCCAUUGGCAGACAUCGUACUUAAAGCUGAACAACCUGAUUUUAACAAAGGUUCUGAUGAAGAAAAGUCUAAUACUGAAGAUUUCAAUGACGAAGAUUCUAACGAUGAAGAUUCUAAUGAUGAAAAUGACACUAAUGUUAACAAUAAGCAAAAAAAAACAGAGAGAAUUUGUGAGUGCGAUGGAGUAUUAUUCAUAUCGACUUCAAAUUCGUCUACAACGCAUAAAUAUACUUUUACAAGUGGGAAAACUCUUCCAGCAAUAUAUGGUUGA
This is a messenger RNA of Dentiscutata erythropus, 870 nucleotides long. Lineage: Eukaryota; Fungi; Glomeromycota; Glomeromycetes; Diversisporales; Gigasporaceae. The record is from the annotation of a GenBank genome assembly.